CGCGUGUCAUUGUCAUCACCAAUUCACUGAUCUCUCUCUCAUCAUCAGGUAAUCGACAAUCUUCAAUCUCAAUCUGAUCUUAAUCUUCCAGAUAAGGAAUCACCUCCAUUGUUACCCCCAUCCUAAACCUUCCAUUCUUCACAAUUUCCCGCUUCGUCUCUCCAUUUUCCACUCAAUUUGUUCUUCACUUCUGCAAAUCAUAGCAAAAAAUCCCAUCUUCAAAACCCCAAUCUAAAUUAAUCUCCGCUUUUAGGGGUUUUGGGACGAUAAGAUUUGGGAUGAUGGCAUCAACAUUUAACAUCCCCUGUAAUGCUGGAUCAGUAAAGAAUUUCAACAAUUCUCAGAGGAAUUUAGGGUUCAGCUCAAAUUUGGGGAUUAAUUUCGCGAAAACUAGGUUUUCGAAUUGCGGAGAUUCUGGCCGGAUUCCAUCGCAAUUGGUGGUGAGGGCAAGUGAGAGACGAGAUAAUUUGACCCAGCAGAAGACAGGGUUGAGCAUUGAAGAAUGCGAAGCUGCUGUUGUGGCUGGGAAUGCACCCUCUGCUCCUCCUGUUCCUCCCACACCUAAAGCACCUUCUGGAACACCGUCUGUCUCUCCCCUUUCAUUGGGUCGACGUCCACGUCGUAACCGGAGAUCACCUGUAUUUAGAGCAGCAUUUCAAGAGACAACCUUGUCCCCUGCAAAUCUGGUUUACCCAUUGUUCAUUCAUGAGGGAGAAGAGGACACGCCUAUUGGAGCAAUGCCUGGAUGUUAUAGACUUGGGUGGAGGCAUGGCCUUGUAGAAGAGGUAGCAAAAGCACGUGAUGUUGGUGUUAAUAGCAUUGUUCUUUUUCCAAAAGUUCCUGAUGCUUUGAAGUCACCAACCGGUGAUGAAGCAUACAAUGAAAAUGGUUUAGUUCCCCGGACUAUACGAAUGCUGAAGGACAAAUUUCCUGAUCUUAUAAUUUACACGGAUGUUGCCUUAGAUCCAUAUUCUUCUGAUGGGCAUGAUGGUAUCGUUAGAGAAGAUGGUGUAAUUAUGAAUGAUGAGACAGUGCACCAAUUAUGCAAACAAGCUGUAGCCCAGGCCCGUGCUGGAGCGGAUGUUGUCAGUCCUAGUGAUAUGAUGGAUGGUCGUGUAGGUGCAAUUCGUGCAGCGCUUGAUGCAGAAGGAUAUUCAAAUGUAUCGAUCAUGUCCUAUACGGCAAAGUAUGCAAGUUCAUUCUAUGGUCCAUUCCGAGAAGCUCUUGACUCUAAUCCACGCUUUGGGGACAAGAAAACUUAUCAAAUGAACCCAGCAAAUUAUAGAGAGGCUUUGAUUGAAACUCAAGAAGAUGAGUCGGAAGGAGCUGAUAUCCUAUUGGUAAAACCCGGACUUCCAUACUUGGACAUUAUCAGGCUUCUUCGGGACAACUCAGCUUUGCCUAUUGCUGCAUAUCAGGUUUCUGGUGAGUACUCCAUGAUAAAGGCGGGCGGGGUUCUGAAAAUGAUUGAUGAGGAGAAGGUCAUGUUAGAGUCGCUUUUGUGUCUGCGUCGAGCUGGUGCCGACAUCAUUCUUACAUAUUUUGCUUUACAAGCUGCAAGAUGUUUGUGUGGAGAGAAGAGAUGAUUCCCUUUUGGGGUCACCAUGGAUUACAUGAUUGGAGAUGAGCAGUGAAAUUUGCAGUUGUUCUCUGUUGUUCUUAGACGAGUGUUUAGCUAGUUUUGUCUAGUUUUUUACCGCCUUAAUUAGUUCUCAAGAAGAACAUUAGGGGAAUUAGGUUAAAAAUAGGAAGAGCUUUUACACAAUUAUAUUCCUAAUAUUGUACCAAGAGGUCUUUGCACGUAUCAUGUGUACAAUAAAUUUACUGUAGAGGGGCUUGUAAGUUGCAUCACCCCCUUGCCGCUGUAUUUGUAAAUGUCUAAUGGUAAUAUAUGAUUAAAAGUUCUGCUA
This is a messenger RNA of Spinacia oleracea (spinach), 1910 nucleotides long. The record is from RefSeq and is a predicted model, not a curated record. Lineage: Eukaryota; Viridiplantae; Streptophyta; Magnoliopsida; Caryophyllales; Amaranthaceae.